CUGGUAAGUAGACAACUACCACAUUAAUCAUUCAUAUCUUUCAUGUCUGUUGUACUCUCUAUUUUUAUAAAUUCCAAUUCAGUACUGACACUAUAUGCACACAGCAACGAAUAUUUCUUUGUUAAUAGUAACAUCAGUCCCUUAGUCUUUAUAAUUUAUCUUCAAUUCCUUCUGGUUAUAAUAAUCAUCCAGUAUUCGAAAUUCACUUAUCUGACUUUUCGAAAGCCAAAUAACAUACAGUAGUAAUUAUUAUGAAGACAGUAGAGAUGAGCAACGGGGCAGGUGGUUCUGAUGAGGGAAAAAUGAGAUGUGAAGAAAUGGUUAAGUGUAGAAGAUAUGAAGUGAUUUUGAGGAUGAUGGGGCUAGUUUUCACUCUAGUAGCUGCUGUUGUUGCUGGUACUAAUAAGGAUACUGAGUCAGUUCCAAUAUCUCUUGUAGAAGGAUUACCUCCUUUGCACCUUAAUCUCACUGCCAAAUGGAAUUACAUGUCUUCAACAGUGUACUUUGUGGCAGUGAAUGCGGUAGCAUGUGCAUAUGCAGCGAUAUCUAUGGCGUUUAUAGCUCUAAUAACUCGCGGUAGCAGAGGAAAGAAUUGGAAAGGCUCUGUCUUAGUUGUUGCUCUAGACCUGUCUAUGGUGGCACUACUUUUUUCAGCCAACGGGGCGUCGGCCGCAAUUGGAAUCAUUGCUCUGAAUGGCAACUCCCACACACAGUGGCACAAAGUUUGUUAUGCUUUCAAAAGAUAUUGCAUCCAAGGGGGAGCUUCUCUUGCUAUGUCUAUGCUUGGUUCAUUCUUCUUUAUUUGCCUUGUGUUGCUCUUCAAUUUGAAUCUUCAAAGAACUACUUCAAAUUAUUAAUACGGGUCGGAAACAGUCUCUCUACCGUAUCUCUGAAAUAGUGGUAUGGACUAUAUACACUCUACCUUCCCCAUACCUUACUGUGAGGGAAUAUACUGGGUAUGCUGAUGUUGUUGUUGGGUCUAUGACGAAAGAUAAAAGAGCUAUGAUGACUCGAGAAAUGGAAUUGGGUGCAAGUUUGUCCGUGACAAUUAAUAGCAACAGCUUGUACUCAUAUCAUAUUGUGGCUCUAUUUAUGUUAUUUGUUAGCUAUAUUUGUAGGCUACAUAUAUAGCCAAUGCAUUGCAAUUUUACUAAGCUUAAUUACUAGCACAUUUCCUUCAAUGGGGACCGCA
Capsicum annuum is the source of this 1192-nucleotide messenger RNA. Its product is annotated as CASP-like protein 1E2. Bases 252 to 857 code for a protein of 201 amino acids. The transcript is spliced from 2 exons. The record is from RefSeq and is a predicted model, not a curated record. NCBI's taxonomy places the organism in Eukaryota, Viridiplantae, Streptophyta, Magnoliopsida, Solanales, Solanaceae.